Salmo salar (Atlantic salmon) is the source of this 9532-nucleotide messenger RNA. Lineage: Eukaryota; Metazoa; Chordata; Actinopteri; Salmoniformes; Salmonidae. The record is from RefSeq and is a predicted model, not a curated record.
GUGUGUGCUAGCGUUAAUCAACAUACAGAACGAAAAAGCUUGGUAGAGUUAAGAUGGCGGCAUGUGGGUGAGGAGGCUGUAGUUCUAAGCUCGGGAUUUUUUGUCAGAAAAUAUUUAUAUGAAUCCUUACAUAUACAGAUAUCGAGAAAAUAACAUUUCCCACACACUUGACACAUUUGUGUGUUAAUUUGGAUUGGAUCCAUGACAUCCAUACACUUCGUGGUUCACCCGUUGCCCGGGACUGAGGACCAGCUCAAUGACAGACUUCGUGAAGUGUCGGAGAAACUCAACAAAUACAACUUUAACAGUCAUCCACACCUCAACCUGCUGGAGCAGGCCACCUUAAAACAGUGUGUAGUUGGCCCAAACCAUGCUGGCUUUCUGCUUGAGGAUGGACGUGUGUGUCGGAUCAGCUUUGCUGUCCAGCCAGAUCGUCUGGAGCUGACCAAACCAGAUGGCAACGAUGGUUCAAAGUUGAGUGGCAGUGGUUCAGGGACAGGAAGGAGCUCCAGGCCAGGCAGGACUAGUGAUCCUCCCUGGUUCCUGUCUGGCUCUGACACACUGGGCAGACUGGCAGGCAACACCCUUGGGAGUCGCUGGAGCUCCGGGGUGAACGGUGGAUCAGGUGGAGGAGGAGGAGGAGGAGGUGGUGGCGGCAGCAGCAGUGUAGGAGGUGCAGGGGGAGGAGGUGUAGGAGGAGCUGUCAGUGGAGGAGGUGGUGGAGGCUCCUCUGGGAGGUCGUCUACAGCUGCCAGGGACUCAAGACGUCAGACCAGGGUGAUCCGCACAGGGAGGGACCGGGGCUCUGGUCUCCUGGGUAGCCAGCCCCAGCCUGUCAUCCCUGCCUCGGUCAUCCCAGAGGAACUCAUCUCCCAGGCUCAGGUGGUCCUCCAGGGGAAGUCUAGGAGUGUGAUCAUCCGGGAGCUCCAGAGGACCAACCUGGAUGUCAACCUGGCCGUCAACAACCUACUUAGCAGAGACGAUGAGGACGGUGACGAUGGUGAUGACACAGCCAGCGAGUCCUACCUCCCUGGAGAGGACCUGAUGUCCUUGCUGGACGCUGACAUCCACUCAGCCCACCCCAGUGUCAUCAUCGAUGCUGACGCCAUGUUCUCUGAGGACAUCAGCUACUUCGGCUACCCUUCCUUCAGACGCUCCUCCCUGUCCCGCCUGGGCUCCUCGCGAGUUCUCCUUCUUCCCUUAGAGCGUGACUCAGAGCUGUUGCGUGAGCGCGAGUCUGUGUUGAGGUUGCGGGAGCGGAGGUGGCUGGAUGGGGCCUCAUUUGACACGGAGAGGGGCUCCACCAGCCGCGAGGGGGAGCCCAGCCUGGACAAGAAGAACAUCCCCGUCCAGAGCCCUGUCUCUCUGGGCGAGGAGCUGCAAUGGUGGCCUGACAAGGAUGGUGUGAAGUUUGUGAGCAUCGGGUCCUUGUUCUCUGAGCUGGUGGCAGUGAGUUCUAAGGGGGAACUCUACCAGUGGAAGUGGAGUGAACCAGAACCAUACAGAAACACACAGAACCCUUCUAUCCACCACCCCCGGGUGUCCUUCCUGGGCCUGACCAAUGAGAAGAUCACCCUGCUGUCUGCUAACAGCAUCAGAGCCACCGUGGCCACGGAGACCAACAAGGUGGCAACCUGGAUGGAUGACACACUGAGCAGCGUGGCAUCCAAGCUGGAACACAGUGCCCAGGCCUACCCUGAGCUGCAGGGAGAGCGCAUCGUGUCUCUGCACUGCUGUGCCCUCUACACCUGCGCCCAGCUGGAGAGCAGCCUGUACUGGUGGGGUGUUGUGCCUUUUAGUCAACGGAAAAAGAUGCUUGAAAAGGCUAGAGCCAAGAACAAGAAGCCAAAGUCCAGUGCCGGCAUCUCCUCAGUACCCAACAUCACCGUGGGAACGCAGGUGUUUGUGUCCUCUCUCCAGGUGUGCCUGAGGAAUAACCCCCUCUACCACGCCGGUGCCGUUGCCUUUUCUGUCAACGCUGGGAUCCCCAAGGUGGGACUCCUCCUCGAGUCUGUCUGGAACAUGAACGACAGCUGCAGGUUCCAGCUGCGAUCACCAGAGAGCCUCAAGAACAUGGACAAGACCACCAAGACCCAGGAGAUCAAUCCUACCCAUUCUUGCCUUAGAACGGAGAGCAAGCCGGAGUUGGUAAAGACCGAGAUGGGGCCCCCUCCUUCCCCGGCCUCCACCUGCAGUGACACCUCCUCCAUCGCUAGCAGUGCCUCGCUGCCCUACAAACGAAGACGCUCGACCCCGGCUCCCAAAGAGGAGGAGAAGGUGAACGAGGAGCAGUGGCCUCUUCGGGAAGUGGUGUUUGUGGAGGAUGUUAAAAAUGUCCCUGUGGGAAAGGUGCUGAAAGUGGACGGUGCGUAUGUAGCUGUGAAGUUUCCAGGGACGUCAAGCAGCGUGAGCACACAGCCGAGUCAGACUAGUGCUCCAGCUCCCAUCACUGACUCUGACCCCUCCUCACUGCUGCAGGACUGUAGGCUGCUCAGAAUAGAUGAGUUACAGGUGGUGAAAACUGGUGGAACUCCUAAAGUUCCAGAUUGCUUCCAGCGUACACCUAAAAAACUCUGCAUCCCAGAGAAGGCUGAGAUUCUGGCUGUGAAUGUUGACUCCAAAGGAGUCCACGCAGUGCUGAAGACUGGUAACUGGGUGAGGUACUGUAUCUUUGACCUGGCCACAGGCAAAGCAGAACAGGAGAAUAACUUCCCCACCAGUAACCUGGCCUUCCUGGGGCAGAGUGAACGCAACGUAGCAAUAUUCACUGCAGGACAGGAUUCCCCAGUCAUCCUUCGGGAUGGAAAUGGCACAAUUUACCCAAUGGCCAAAGACUGUAUGGGCGGCAUCCGAGACCCUGAGUGGCUGGACCUGCCGCCCAUCGCCAGCCUGGGCAUGGGGGUGCACUCCCUGGCCAACCUCCCCACCAACUCAACCAUCAAGAAGAAAGCUGCUAUUAUCAUAUUGGCUGUGGAGAAGCAGACGUUGAUGCAGCACGUGCUGCGUUGUGACUUUGAGGCCUGUCGUCAGUACCUGGUGAACCUGGAGCAGGCUGUACUCCUGGAGCAGAGUCCCCACGUCCUCCACUCCUUUCUGGGCCACCGCUGCGACGGCAACCGCAACAUCCUCCACGCCUGCGUCUCCGUCUGCUUCCCCGUCAGCAACAAGGAGACCAAGGAGGAGGAAGAAGCUGAACGGUCUGAGAGGAAUACAUUUGCAGAGAGACUGUCAGCAGUGGAGGCCAUCGCCAACGCUAUCUCUGUGGUGUCUAGCAACAGCUCUGGGAACAGGACCGGCUCUUCCAGCAGCAGAGGGCUGCGUCUGAGGGAGAUGAUGAGGCGCUCUCUGAGAGCAGCGGGGCUUGGCCGUCACGAGUCCGGCCCCUCCUCCAGCGACCACCAGGACCCCGUUUCCCCACCCAUCGCCCCUCCCAGCUGGGUGCCCGACCCCCCUCCCAUGGACCCAGACGGUGACAUAGACUUCAUCCUGGCCCCUGCAGUGGGAUCUCUCACCACAGCCUCAACAGGGACCAGCCAGGGCCCCAGCACAUCCACUAUACCAGGCCCCUCCUCUGAGCCUUCGGUGGUGGAGUCUAAAGACCGCAAGGCCAACGCCCACCUCAUCCUCAAACUGAUGUGUGACAGCAUGGUUCUCAGGCCACACCUCCGCGAGCUGCUCUCUGCCAAGGAUGCCCGUGGAAUGACCCCGUUCAUGCUGGCAGUCAGCGGGAGAGCUUACCCAGCUGCCCUUACUGUUCUGGAGGCUGCGCAGAAAAUGGCCAAGGUGGGAGAACCCGGCAUGACUGAGAAGGUGGAUGCAGACUCUUUGUUCAUGGAGAUGAUUUGUCCCUCGGGGACCAACCCUGACGACUCUCCUCUCUACGUCCUCUGCUGCAACGACACCUGCAGCUUCACCUGGACAGGAGCUGAACACAUCAACCAGGAUAUCUUUGAGUGCCGGACCUGCGGCCUGUUGGAGUCUCUCUGCUGCUGCACUGAGUGCGCCAGGGUGUGUCACAAAGGACACGACUGCAAACUCAAGAGGACCUCUCCCACUGCGUACUGUGACUGCUGGGAGAAGUGUAAGUGUAAGACGCUGAUUGCUGGACAGAAAGCUGCUCGCCUGGACCUGCUAUACAGACUACUCACCACCACUAACCUGGUCACCAGUCCAAACAGCCGGGGGGAGCAUAUCCUUCUGUUCCUGGUGCAGACUGUUGCUAGGCAGAGUGUGGAGCACUGCCAGUACCGACCCCCUCGCAUCAGAGAGGACAGGAACCGCAAGGCUGCCAAUGCUGAAGACUCUGACAUGCCAGACCAUGACCUGGAACCUCCACGCUUCGCCCAGCUGGCCCUGGAGAGGGUGCUGCAGGACUGGAAUGCUCUCAAGUCCAUGAUAAUGUUCGGAUCCCAGGAGAAUAAAGACCCGCUGAGUGCCAGCAGCCGUAUCGCCCAUCUCCUUCCAGAGGAGCAGGUGUACCUGAACCAGCAGAGUGGCACCAUCCGCCUGGACUGCUUCACACACUGCCUCAUUGUCAAGUGUGCCCCUGACAUUACAGUAAGUCGGUUUAUUGACACCCUGCUGGGGACCUUGGUGAAGGAGCUGCAGAACAAGUACACUCCUGGCCGGAGAGAGGAGGCCAUCGUCGUCACCAGGAGGUUCCUGCGCUCCGUGGCCAGGGUGUUUGUCAUCCUCAGCGUCGAGAUGGCCUCGUCCAAAAAGAAAAAUAACUUCAUCCCCCAGCCCAUUGGGAAGUGCAGGCGUGUGUUCCAGGCCCUGCUGCCCUAUGCGGUGGAGGAGCUGUGCAACGUGGCGGAGUCUCUCAUCGUGCCUGUGAGGAUGGGCAUCGCCCGGCCCACCGCCCCCUUCACCCUGGCCAGCACCAGCAUCGACGCCGUGCAGGGCAGCGAGGAACUCUUCUCUGUGGAACCCUUGCCACCGAGACCCUCCCCAGACCAGUCCAGCAAUUCUAGUCAGACUGCAUCGUCCUACAUCAUCAGGAACCCACAGCCUCGCCGCAGCAGCCAGUCCCAGCCGGUCAGAGGGAGAGACGAGGAGCAGGAUGACAUUGUGUCUGCUGAUGUUGAAGAGGUGGAGGUUGUCGAGGGCGUUGCUGGGGAGGAGGAUCACCAUGAAGACCAGGAGGAACAGGGAGAACAGGGAGAGGAGAACGCUGAGGCAGAGGGACAGCAUGAUGAACAUGAUGAGGAUGAGGGUGAUGUCCUUUCCUCUCUAGGAAGCGACAUGGAGUUGGAUCUGCUGGCUGCCGCAGAGACCGAGAGUGACAGCGAGAGUAACCAUAGCAACCAGGACAAUGCCAGCGGGCGGAGGAGUGUUGUCACCGCAGCAACUGCUGGCUCCGAAGCAGGUGCCAGCAGUGUCCCUGCCUUCUUUUCAGAGGACGACUCCCAGUCCAACGACUCAAGCGACUCGGACAGCAGCAGCAGCCAGAGCGACGACGUGGACCAGGAGACCUUCCUAUUGGACGAGCCCUUGGAGAGGACCACCACUGCCUCGCACGUCAACAGCGCUGCCCAGGCGCCGCGCUCCAUGCAGUGGGCUGUACGCAACACCCCCAGCCAGAGAGCCACAGGCAGCGCCCCCUCCAGCUCCUCCACCCCCGCUGCAGCGAGCUCCACAGGUCUGAUCUACAUCGACCCGUCCAACCUGCGGCGCAGCAGUGCCAUCAGCACCAGCGCGGCCGCUGCGGCCGCAGCUCUGGAGGCCUCCAACUCAUCCAGCUACCUGACGUCAGCCUCCAGUUUAGCCCGGGCCUACAGCAUCGUCAUCAGACAGAUCUCUGACCUGAUGAGCCUCAUUCCUAAGUACAACCACCUGGUCUACUCCCAGUACCCUGCUGCAGUCAAACUCACCUACCAGGACGCUGUCAACCUGCAGAACUUUGUUGAGGAGAAGCUGAUCCCUACGUGGAACUGGAUGGUGUCCAUCAUGGACUCUACAGAGGCUCAGCUGCGUUACGGCUCGGCCCUGUCCUCAGCUGGCGACCCCGGACACCCAUCCCACCCCCUCCACGCCUCGCAUCACUCUGCCCGCAGGGAGCGCAUGACUGCCCGCGAGGAAGCCAGCCUCCGCACCUUGGAGGGACGGAGGUCUGGGCGUGCGGCCACUCUGCUGACAGUGCGUCAGGGGAUGAUGUCAGCGCGGGGAGACUUCCUGAACUACGCCCUGUCUCUGAUGCGUUCCCAUAAUGAUGAGCACUCUGACGUUCUGCCUGUGCUGGAUGUGUGUUCUCUCAAACACGUGGCCUACGUCUUCCAGGCCCUCAUCUACUGGAUCAAAGCCAUGAACCAGCAGACAACUCUGGACACGACACAGAUGGACCGCAAGAGGAGCCGUGAGAUUCUGGAACUGGGACUGGACAAUGAAGAUUCUGAACAUGAGAAUGACGAGGACACCAAUCAAAGUUGUUUUCUGGUAUUGGAAGGCAGACAAGCCAGAAGAAAGGCAGUUAGGCAGAAACGAGGCAAAAAGAAGAGGGCAGCUCCCAAAGGUUCCACGCUCCAGGAUAAGGAGGAUGACCCGGUCCCCGCUGAGACGGGACAGAACCACCCGUUCUUCCGCCGCUCUGACUCCAUGACCUUCCUGGGCUGUAUCCCCCCCAACCCCUUCGAGGUCCCCCUGGCGGAGGCCAUCCCCCUGGCAGACCAGCCUCACCUCCUGCAGCCCAAUGCAAGGAAGGAGGAUCUGUUUGGCCGUCCUAGUCAGGGCCUGUACUCGUCCUCAUACACAGCAAGCAAAGGCCUGGCCGAGGCCACCCUGGACCGCAGCUGCCUGGAGGUUAACAUGGGCUCCUCUCAGAUCCUACCCACCAAGAUGUCCUACUCAGCCAACCUGAAGAACGUGAUGAGUAUGGAAACUAGUCAGCGCGGCAGAGAGGACCAGCCCAUGGACCAGGAGCUAGUGGCUCCAAAGCCAGGCCCCUCACCCCACGACCUAGCUGCCCAGCUGAAGAGCAGCCUCCUGGCUGAAAUAGGCCUCACUGAGAGCGAUGGACCCCCGCUCCCUUCCUUUAGACCCCACUGUAAUAUUAACCAGGAAGUAUAUCAUCUCUCUGUCCUCUCCAGACCCCACUGUAGUUUCAUGGGGAUGGUGAUCUCCCAUGACAUGCUGCUGGGCCGCUGGCGUCUGUCUCUGGAGCUGUUCGGACGCGUCUUCAUGGAGGACGUUGGAGCAGAGCCUGGAUCGAUCCUGACCGAGCUGGGGGGCUUUGAGGUGAAGGAGUCUAAGUUCCGCCGGGAGAUGGAGAAACUCCGUAACCUCCAGUCUCGUGACCUGGCCCUGGAGGUGGACCGUGACCGUGACCAGCUGAUCCAGCAGACCAUGAGGCAGCUCAACACCCACUUUGGCCGGCGCUGCACCACCACACCCAUGGCUGUGCACCGCGUCAAGGUCACCUUCAAGGACGAGCCGGGCGAGGGUAGUGGCGUGGCCCGUAGCUUCUACACGGCCAUCGCCCUGGCCUUCCUGUCCAAUGACAAGCUGCCCAACCUGGACUGUGUGCAGAGCGUCAGCAAGGGCAUGCAGGCCAGCAGUACGUGUCAUCACGAUUACAACUCAAGUAUGACAUUGAAUCUGAUGCAGCGGCUGAGGAACAGAGACCGGGAGAGGGAGCGGAGGAGUGGAGGGCUCCGAGCCGGCUCUAGGAGAGACCGAGACAGGGACUCGAGGAGACAGCUGUCCAUUGACACCCGACCCUUCAGGCCAGCCUCGGAGGGGAACCCCAGUGACGAACCUGACCCCCUACCUGCCCACAGACAGGCCCUGGGAGAGAGGCUGUACCCCCGCGUCCACGCUAUGCAGCCGGCCUUUGCCAGUAAGAUCACAGGGAUGCUGCUGGAGCUCUCCCCAGCCCAGCUGCUGUUGCUCCUGGCCAGUGAGGACUCUCUCAGGGCCAGGGUGGAGGAGGCCAUGGAGCUGCUCAUUGCACAUGGAAGGGAAAAUGGCGCUGACAGCAUACUGGACCUGGGUCUCCUAGAGGCUCCUGAGAAAGCACAGCAGCAGGAGAACCGUAAGCGUCAUGGCUCCACCCGUAGUGUGGUGGACAUGGAGCUGGACGACCCUGAAGACGGAGAUGACAACGCUCCCCUGUUCUACCAGCCUGGGAAGAGAGGCUUCUACUCUCCCCGGCCCGGCAAGAACACGGAGGCCAGGCUCAACUGCUUCAGGAACAUCGGCAGAAUACUAGGGCUGUGUCUGCUGCAGAAUGAGCUCUGUCCAAUUACCUUGAACAGACAUGUCAUCAAGGUGCUGCUCGGCAGAAAGGUGAAUUGGCAUGACUUUGCCUUUUUUGACCCGGUAAUGUACGAGAGCCUGCGACAGUUGAUCCGUCACUCUCAGGCUGGAGAGGCGGAGGCUGUGUUUGCAGCCAUGGACCUGGCCUUCGCCAUAGACCUGUGUAAGGAGGAAGGGGCUGGACAGGUGGAGCUGCUGUCAGGUGGGGUCAACAUGCCUGUGACUCCUCUCAACGUUUACGAAUACGUGAGAAAGUACGCCGAACACAGGAUGCUGGUGGUUGCUGAGCAACCUCUUCAUGCGAUGAGGAAGGGUCUGUUGGAUGUCCUUCCUAAGAACGCCCUGGAGGACUUGACAGCUGAGGACUUCAGGCUGCUGGUCAACGGCUGUGGAGAGGUCAACGUGCAGAUGCUCAUCAGCUUCACUUCCUUCAAUGAUGAAUCUGGUACAAAGACCUUGGCCCGUAUUCACAAAGAAUCUCAGAGGGAAAAUGCUGAUAAAUUGUUGCAGUUCAAACGCUGGUUUUGGUCCAUCGUGGAGAAGAUGAGCAUGACUGAGAGGCAAGAUCUGGUGUACUUCUGGACCUCCAGUCCGUCUCUGCCAGCCAGUGAGGAAGGCUUCCAGCCCAUGCCCUCCAUCACCAUCAGGCCUCCGGACGACCAGCACCUGCCCACGGCCAACACCUGCAUCUCGCGCCUCUACGUGCCACUCUACUCCUCCAAACAGAUUCUAAAACAGAAACUCUUACUAGCCAUUAAGACCAAGAACUUUGGUUUUGUGUAGAGGUUGACAAACAUGUUUACCUGUUGUGUAAUAUUUACCUAGUUCAAUUUUUGUAGAUUUGUUUUUUGUCUAUACAAUUUUAUGGAAUUCGAAGAAAAUACAAAAAUGCUGUCGCUCCCCUGGCGGUUAUUUUGUUUGUGUUGUGAACACAGACGGCUUGUUCUUAUUUUAUUUUAAUUUUUUUAGUUCUGAAGGUAAUAUACAUUCCUGCAUUGGCUUUGUAAAGUUGAAGCCCUCUGCUCUAUUGGCUUAAACCUUUACUUCCCAGGAAUUUGGCUCGACAGCAAACUGUGCCGAAGCUCAGCCAAAGAGGACCGCAGUAGAAGUAUUUAAAAAGUUAAAGCAUAAAAAAACACACUGUGAUUAUGAUUUUGUUCCUUGCCCUAAACAGAAUACUUACUAUCACUGACAGUUCGCUGCUGCCUUGGUGGAAAGUCAUUAUUUUUCUUGUAAAGGGGGAGUAGGGAAUUUCAAAAUAAACUUGGAUGCAAAUGAU